UCCGCAGCAUUCCUGCGCGCUGGCGUCGCCCGACCUCCCUUAUGUUUCUCAGGGCAUUCUCCCACCCCAGCUCCUGGGGGCACAGGGCCGCCGGGGACGUCUGGGGAGCCCUGGGAGCGGGCGCACGGUAGGCUCGCCCCUCCGGCCGUCUUCUGUGAUCCAGCGAUGCGGCGAUCCUGGGGCAGGUGCCUGCGUAGGACCCGGCAGCUCUGUCGUGGGCCGGUGACGCCCAGCCUCUCCUGGGAGGAUCUUGCUCUUGGCCGUGUGAGCAGGAGCCCACCACCCCCAGCCAGGUGAAGGAAACACUCCUGGCCAGACGUCUUAAGGGAUGCUGCUGGAAAGGACGGAGGUGGACAAAAUUAUUACAGACUGAGAAGCAAGUUGGUUUUGGGGGAACCAUACUCUGAGGAUGUUGUUUGCGUUUGGUUAACAAGAGGAAAUACAGCUCUAGAAGAAGCCUUUGUAAAUAACAAUGUAAUUAGGUUUACAGCAGUCUUCUGGUGAGACUGGGAGCUCCUUGCCUUGGCAGACAUGAGUGACCCCAGGCAGUCACAAGAAGAAAAGCACAAACUCGGCAGAGCCUCUUCAAAGUUCAAGGAUCCUCCCCGAAUCAUGCAGUCAGAUGAUUAUUUUGCUCGAAAAUUUAAAGCCAUCAACGGCAACAUGGGACCCACCACUUCUUUAACUGCCUCCAGUUCCAAUGAGAGUGGUGGUCCAGCUAAUGGUACCCCAGCCGUGCCCAAGAUGGGUGUGAGAGCAAGGGUGUCUGAGUGGCCUCCUAAAAAGGACUCCUCCAAGGAACUGACCUGCAAGACCCUAUGGGAAAGCCGAUCCCAGACCAGCUAUGAAAGCGUCACAUCCAUUAUACACAAUGGGCAAAAUGAUGGGAGCGAUGGCCAACAGGAGGAGCCGCUCGAUCUGGACUUUGUGGAGGCAAAGUAUGCCUUCGGAGACAUCUUUGUGCACUCCCCACAAAGAGGACUGCACCCCAUAAGACAGAGAAGCAAUAGUGAUGUCACCAUCAGUGACAUUGACGCAGAAGACGUCUUAGACCAAAAUGCAGUGAACCCCAACACAGGGGCUGCCCUUCACAGGGAGUACGGAAGCACAUCGUCCAUCGACCGGCAGGGCUUGUCGGGGGAGAACUUUUUUGCUAUGCUUCGAGGGUAUCGGCUGGAGAACUAUGACCACAAGGCCAUGGCCCCUUUUGGGUUCCCCGAGUUCUUCCCCUGCGACCCAGCGAUCUCCCCCAGUCUUCACGCUGCAGCACAGAUUUCUAGAGGCGAGUUCGUACGCAUCUCAGGAUUAGACUAUAUGGACAGCGCCCUCCUCCUGGGGCGAGACAGGGACAAGCCUUUCAAACGGAGGUUGAAGUCAGAGUCAGUGGAAACGUCCCUCUUCCGCAAGCUGCGGGCCGUGAAAAGUGAGCAUGAGACGUUCAAGUUCACCUGCGAGCUGGAAGAUGGGCGUCUUGAGAGGGGGGUCCGCCCUUGGAACUGCCAGCGCUGUUUUGCACACUAUGAUGUCCAGAGCAUCUUGUUCAAUAUCAACGAAGCCAUGGCCACGCGGGCGAACGUGGGCAGGAGGAAAAACAUCACCACCGGGGCCUCGGCGGCAUCCCAGACUCAGAUGCCAGCCGGCCCGCCGGGCAGCUGUGACUCCCCGCUGGGGAGCAAGGAGGACCUCAACUCCAAAGAGAACCUCGAUGCCGAUGAGGGUGACGGAAAGAGCAAUGACCUGGUCCUCAGCUGCCCUUACUUCCGGAAUGAGACAGGCGGGGAAGGCGACCGGAGGAUCGCCCUGUCCAGGGCCAACUCGUCGUCCUUCAGUUCUGGGGAGAGCUGCUCCUUCGAGUCUUCGCUGAGCUCUCACUGCACCAACGCAGGCGUCUCGGUCCUGGAGGUGCCCAGGGAGAACCAGCCCAUCCACAGGGAGAAGGUGAAGCGUUAUGUCAUUGAGCACAUCGACCUGGGGGCCUACUACUACCGCAAGUUCUUCUACGGCAAAGAGCAUCAGAACUACUUUGGAAUCGAUGAGAACCUCGGCCCUGUGGCAGUCAGCAUCCGGAGGGAGAAGGUGGAAGACCCCAAGGAGAAGGAAGGGUCCCAGUUCAACUACCGGGUGGUCUUCAGGACAAGUGAGCUGACAACACUGAGAGGAGCAAUUUUGGAAGAUGCCAUACCCUCUACCGCCAGGCAUGGGACUGCACGCGGCCUCCCGCUCAAAGAAGUUCUGGAAUACGUCAUUCCUGAGCUCAGCAUCCAGUGCCUGAGGCAAGCCUCCAGCUCACCCAAGGUCUCGGAGCAACUGCUCAAGCUCGAUGAGCAAGGGCUGAGCUUUCAGCACAAGAUCGGGAUCCUGUACUGCAAGGCUGGCCAGAGCACCGAAGAGGAGAUGUACAACAACGAGACGGCAGGGCCAGCUUUUGAAGAGUUCCUGGAUCUGCUGGGCCAGAGAGUGCGGCUGAAAGGGUUUAGUAAAUACCGAGCCCAGCUGGACAACAAAACGGAUUCUACGGGAACGCACUCGCUGUACACGACAUACAAGGACUACGAGCUCAUGUUCCACGUGUGCACCAUGCUCCCCCACACGCCGAACAACCGGCAGCAGCUCCUGCGGAAAAGACAUAUAGGAAAUGACAUCGUGACCAUUGUCUUCCAAGAGCCCGGAGCACUUCCUUUUACUCCGAAAAGCAUCCGGUCCCACUUUCAACACGUCUUCGUCAUCGUCAAAGUGCAUAAUCCAUGUACCGAAAACGUGUGUUACAGCGUUGGAGUUUCUAGGUCGAAAGAUGUGCCACCAUUUGGUCCACCAAUUCCCAAAGGUGUAACUUUCCCCAAGUCAGCAGUAUUUCGGGACUUCCUUUUAGCGAAAGUCAUCAACGCAGAAAACGCAGCCCACAAAUCGGAGAAGUUUCGAGCGAUGGCCACUCGGACGAGGCAGGAGUACUUGAAGGACCUGGCGGAGAACUUUGUCACAACUGCCACCGUGGAUACCUCCGCAAAAUUCAGCUUCAUCACUCUGGGCGCCAAGAAGAAGGAGAAGGUGAAGCCCAGGAAGGAUGCCCAUCUGUUCAGCGUAGGAGCCAUCAUGUGGCACGUUGUGGCAAGAGACUUUGGCCAGUCUGCAGACAUCGAGUGUCUCCUUGGGGUUUCUAAUGAGUUCAUAAUGCUGAUCGAGAAGGAUUCCAAGAACGUGGUCUUUAACUGUUCCUGCAGGGAUGUCAUCGGGUGGACAUCUGGGUUAAUGAGCAUCAAGGUGUUUUAUGAACGAGGAGAAUGCAUCCUUCUGUCCUCAGUGGACAGCUGUGCUGAAGACAUCAGGGAGAUUGUCCAGCGCCUGGGCAUCGUGACCAGAGGCUGCGAGACCGUGGAAAUGACCCUGAGGAGGAACGGGCUGGGCCAGCUGGGCUUCCACGUGAACUUCGAGGGAAUCGUGGCAGACGUGGAGCCUUUCGGUUUUGCGUGGAAGGCCGGCCUUCGCCAGGGUAGCCGUCUCGUGGAGAUCUGCAAGGUGGCCGUGGCCACACUGACCCACGAGCAGAUGAUCGACCUUCUCCGGACCUCGGUGACUGUGAAGGUGGUCAUCAUCCAGCCCCAUGAUGACGGCUCACCUCGGAGAGGGUGUUCGGAGCUCUGCCGGAUCCCUAUGGUGGAGUACAAGCUCGACAGCGAGGGUGCCCCCUGCGAGUACAAGACUCCUUUCCGGAGGAACACCACGUGGCACCGCGUGCCCACGCCCGCCCUGCAGCCCCUGCCCAGGGUCUCCCCGGUGCCCAGCACGCCCGACCGGCUGCAGUGCCAGCCCCUGCUCCCGCAGAGCCAGGCCGCCAUCCCCCGCAGCACCUCCUUCGACCGGAAGCUGCCCGAUGGCACCAGAAGUUCGCCCAGCAAUCAGUCAUCGUCCAGCGACCCCGGACCCGGCAGCAGCGGACCCUGGAGACCACAAGCCGGAUACGACGGGUGCCAAUCUCCCCUGCUGCUGGAGCACCAGGCCUCCGGCCCUUUGGAGUGUGACGGGGCCAGGGAGCGGGAGGACACCGUGGAAGCAAGCAGACACCCCGAAACCAAAUGGCAUGGGCCGCCUUCCAAAGUCCUGAGCUCCUAUAAAGAAAGAGGCCUGCAGAAAGACGGAGGUUGCAAGGAUUCUCCCAAUAAACUUUCUCACAUCGGAGAUAAAAGCUGCUCCAGCCACUCCAGCAGCAACACGCUGUCCAGCAACACCUCCAGCAACAGCGACGACAAGCACUUUGGGUCUGGGGACCUCAUGGAUCCCGAGUUGCUGGGGCUGACGUACAUCAAGGGGGCCUCCACGGACAGCGGCAUCGACACGGCCCCGUGCAUGCCCGCUGCAGUCCUGGGCCCCGUGCACCUGGCGGGCAGCCGGUCCCUGGUCCACGGGCGGGCAGAGCAGUGGGCCGACUCCGACAUCCCGGGGCCCGACGAUGAGCAGGCCAAGAUGUACGCGGUCCAUGGCUACGCGCCUGGCAUCUCCACCAGUGGUGCUGCCGACGGCAGCCUAGGCGACCUCAGCGAGAUUUCGUCCCACUCCAGUGGCUCACACCACUCAGGAAGCCCCUCGGCUCACUGUUCAAAAAGUAGCGGGUCUCUAGAUACGUCCAAAGUCUACAUCGUAACUCACGGCAGUGGUCAACAGCCCCCAGGGUCCAUGUCCAAGCCCUACCACAGGCAGGGGGCAGUGAACAAGUACAUCAUCGGCUGGAAGAAAUCGGAAGACAGCCCGCCCCCUGAGGAGCCUGAAGUGGCUGAGUGUCAGGGGCUGUACGGUGAGAUGGACCUGCUGUCCUCGGCAGCUCAGCAGCAAGCAGUGGUGGGAGACGCUGUCUCAGAAACUCAGCACGUGCUCUCGAAAGAAGACUUUCUGAAACUGAUGCUUCCUGACAGCCCCUCGGUGGAGGAGGGGAGGAGGAAGUUCUCGUUCUACGGGAACCUGUCUCCGCGGCGCGCACUGUACCGCACUCUCUCGGACGAGAGCGUCUGCAGCCAUCGCAGGGGCUCUUCCUUCGGCAGCUCCCGCAGCUCCGUCCUUGACCAGGCGCUGCCCAACGACAUCCUGUUCAGCACCACCCCACCCUACCACAGCACCCUGCCGCCCCGGACCCAGCCUGUGCCCAGCAUGGGGAGCCUACGCAGUGAGUGCCCAGGGUGGACCGCGCCGGCCUCACGGGCUCUCUGGGAUGAGUUCUGGUUCUCCGAUGGGUCCUUAUCGGAUAAGUCCAAGUGUGCAGAUCCUGGCCUGAUGCCCCUCCCAGACACGGCCACAGGGUUAGAUUGGACCCACCUCGUGGAUGCUGCCCGAGCAUUUGAAGACCAGAGAGUGGCGUCCUUCUGUACCCUGACAGACAUGCACCCCGAGCAGGACCUGGAAGGGGCCCAGGAGCUGCCUUUGUGUGUCGAUCCUGGCAGCAGCAAAGAUUUCAUGGACCCAGCUGGGGAGCGGUCUCCAUCCACACUGACUGGGAAAGUCAACCAACUGGAGUUGAUUCUUCGGCAGCUGCAGACAGAUCUUCGGAAGGAGAAGCAGGACAAGGCAGUGCUACAGGCAGAGGUACAGCACCUGCGGCAGGACAACCUGCGGCUGCAGGAGGAGUCGCAGACAGCUGCCGCCCAGCUGCGCAAGUUCACAGAGUGGUUCUUCAACACCAUCGACAAGAAGCCGUAACCAGGCCGCCACCCACCUCGGGCCCCUGGGGAAGCCCGGAGUCCCUUCAUAGUCGCCAACAUGUGGUUUUUUGCUGUGCUUCUGGCCCAUCAUAGCUGUGUUUGCUGUCCCACUCUGUCUAGCACCAUGCCCCCAGCAGGACAGGGAGCCACCGUGUGACCGCAGAGAGCAACACCCGUGAAGAUGAAUGUAACGCUGGUGUCGAGAUGAAUGUAAACUCUGGUGUCAGUGUGGACCUUUCAGGCUCUGCUGAAAUGGAGCUCUGUGUGGGCUUACCUCACAAGGGACGAUGGUUGGGCUUUAUGUAUCAGGUGACCCGGUAGAGAUAUUAAAGCAGAUUACCAUAGUUUGGGCUUUAGAAUUGUAAAAUAAACAUGAGAACAAAUAAUCAGACAUAUACUUUAAUGUUAAAGGUGCUCUAUUUUUUUGGAUGUACAGUAGUUUUAUUUCCACAGCCACAUUAUCAUAGCAAUAAGAAAGAAGCAGAUGAAAUAGUUGGAAAAGCCGUGUCGGGGCAGGGGGGACAGAAAAAGCACUGAUGUGUCUAACACGAGUUCAAAUGCAGUUCCUUUAGAGACUUAUUUAUUUGCAGGAGCAAACGGUGCCUGAAUAUUAACAGUGUUCUGAUUUAAAAAAAAAAGAUUCAUAUGCCUUGUAAAUGGCUCACUGAGUAGUCACUUCAACUCUUAGUUCACUUUUGUAUAGUUAAUGCUCUGUUGAAAAAAAGCGUCAACCUGCUUACUUACGAGAGCUCUCCUGUGUGCCGUGAGCCAGCGGAAUCACUUGUACAAUGCCAAAUUUGUUUAUCUUUGUACAGAAGCUUUGAUGAAGUGUCUUGUAUUUAACACCCUUAUUUAAGCUUAUUUAACCUUAAAUUGUUAAUUUUAUAAACUUUGGUUUCACCUGCACUAUGACGGAGGGCAGUGUAGGUGGCAGAGGACUCAGAAGAGGCUGAGCUUGCCAGAGCAGAGUGAGGAGCGGGGCCGGACCUUCUAACAACUGGAUGCUGCUAGUAACAAAUUGUUUGUAUUGCUUUACCAUUUUUAACUGUUCUAUUUGAGAUGAACGUACAUUUUGCUUUUUUUAAUAAAUGUUUAAAAUGAGUCCACACAA
This is a messenger RNA of Dama dama (fallow deer), 6795 nucleotides long. It is a transcript of the gene SIPA1L2, whose product is annotated as signal induced proliferation associated 1 like 2. Gene Ontology annotation, cellular component: cytoplasm. The record is from RefSeq and is a predicted model, not a curated record. The coding region runs from base 532 to 5682 and encodes 1716 amino acids. Gene Ontology annotation, biological process: activation of GTPase activity; regulation of small GTPase mediated signal transduction. Gene Ontology annotation, molecular function: protein binding; GTPase activator activity. Lineage: Eukaryota; Metazoa; Chordata; Mammalia; Artiodactyla; Cervidae. The transcript has 22 exons.